Rotaria sp. Silwood1 is the source of this 498-nucleotide messenger RNA. The record is from the annotation of a GenBank genome assembly. NCBI's taxonomy places the organism in Eukaryota, Metazoa, Rotifera, Eurotatoria, Philodinida, Philodinidae.
AUGAUUAAUCAACAUACAUUUGAAAGUCUUAUUGUAACAAAUACAAUUGUAGCUGCAUUUUGUAUUGUUCUUCUGGUAACAUUUACCGUGUUUAUGUUUAUAUUUCUUAUUCCAUUAAUUCGACGUCGAUGGUUUGAACAUAAAGAAAAAUAUGAAAGUAAAAUUGUUGAUAUAUCAUCACUAAGUCGUCAACCAUCAUUUCAUCAAUUUACUUUUGGUACAUCUCGUUUUAAUCCAGUAUUUGAACCAGCACCAGGUACAACAACAACGUCAAUGACUCAAUUUGGUACAUUAUUUCAUCCACAUGCUACAGCAGCUACACUUCUUCAUCCAACUAUUUGGACGUCAAUGACUCCAACAUCUGUUGUUGCAUCUCCUCUUUCAACUCAAACAACAUCAACAUCACCAAUAACUAUACAAACAUUAGCAUCGCCACCACCAGUACCUUCUCAUCCUCCAAGAACAAUAUUAACAUCACAGAAACCACCAAAAACAUGA